UUUCCUUUCGACAAGGAUUGACACCUCGCAAGCAAAAUAUCAAGGUGCUUGGGUUCUUUACGACAGGAUGAUGAUCUGUUGCAUCCAAACCCUGCUGUUGUUGGGUGCUCAGCUGGCUCUUUCAAUCCCCAACAACUUCUUCUACCAUGACUUUCGCAAAGGAAAUGGAAACAAAGAAUUUCACUUCAGUGGUGUGAAGCUCCAUGUGGACUCUGCUCAGCCUGCAGUGUUUGCAGCCACAGGGGAUAAUGUCACGCUGCCAUGCAGGUUUUGGUAUGAGCCCGAGUUGACCUCACCAAGGGAACCCCGGGUCAAGUGGUCCUGGCAGCCUGCAGCUGGGGGACAUGAGACAGACGUGCUGGUGGCUAUCGGCUCUCGAAGUCGAAGUUUUGGGGAAUUCAGGGGUCGUGUGCAGAUCAGACAGGAUUUCCCAGGAGACGCCGCACUUGUGAUGACUAACCUAAUGUUAAAUGAUACAGGCCGUUACCACUGUGAGGUCGUGGACAGACUGGAGGACAAGAGCACUUCAGUUUAUUUGGAGUUACGAGGUGUGGUGUUUCCCUACCAGCACCCUCGUGGUCACUACCACCUCAGCUUCCUGGCAGCCCAGCAGGCCUGUGAGCAGCAGGCCUCCACACUGGCCACCUUCUCCCAGCUCUUCCAGUCCUGGAAGGAGGGCCUGAACUGGUGCAAUGCAGGCUGGCUGGCUGACGGGACCGUCCAGUACCCCAUGACCCGGCCCAGAGUGCCCUGCGGAGGGGACGGCCUGGCCCCAGGUGUCCGGAGCUACGGCAGACGGCACCUGCAGCUUCAUCGUUAUGAUGUCUUUUGCUUCUCCUCUACACUCCAAGGUAAAGUCUACUAUCUGCAACCCUCUCACACGAUGAACCUGACGGAGGCCCAGCAGGCGUGCCAGGAGGACGGAGCACAAGUCGCCAAAGUGGGACAGCUGUACGCCGCCUGGAAGCUCUCAGUGCUGGACCGCUGCGACGCAGGCUGGCUGGCUGAUGGAAGCGUUCGGUAUCCCAUCACCAGGCCCCGGAGAAACUGUGGCCCCUCAGAGCCGGGGGUGCGCAGUUUCGGCUUCCCUCCUCCACAGCACAAACACGGGGUCUACUGCUACAAGUCAGGGGAUGAAUUAAUGUAG
Molecule: messenger RNA, 1147 nt
Organism: Trematomus bernacchii (emerald rockcod)
Lineage: Eukaryota; Metazoa; Chordata; Actinopteri; Perciformes; Nototheniidae
Product: hyaluronan and proteoglycan link protein 3-like
Exons: 6
Coding region: 68-1147 (359 amino acids)
Biological process (GO): cell adhesion
Molecular function (GO): hyaluronic acid binding
Source: RefSeq, a predicted model, not a curated record